Messenger RNA from Stylonychia lemnae, 5910 nucleotides. NCBI's taxonomy places the organism in Eukaryota, Ciliophora, Spirotrichea, Sporadotrichida, Oxytrichidae. The record is from the annotation of a GenBank genome assembly.
AUGAUUGGAUUUCAAAACAAUAAUAAGACCUGGAUUUUGAAACAAUAGGCAACUGCGUACACCAUUAAUACAGGAAUCAAUACCUACAAGCAUUAGCCUACAAUAUCAGUCUACGAAAAUCUUAAAUACAAUGAAGACGAUGAUUCAAAAGUUUUAAGAUCGAAUGAGAUAACAUUCUGGGCAGUAGAUCAAACAAAAUAUUCAUUAGAUGACUUUUUUGAAAGGUACUAUGGAAUAACUUUUAAGAUGUUUUCUACCUAUUAGUCAGUUUAUCUUGUAGAUUUUUAUGCGACUUAGCUGCGUGACACUUAAACGAGUACAUGGGCAGCUAAUUAUAAUAACUCGUUUGCAUCACAGUAAAUGUUAUCAAGUAAAAUAAAAUGGUUCAACUCCGCUAAAUACAAAUAGCUUUGUCACCCAGGAUACAGAAACAACCAUGAUCAGAAUAAAUGUGUUUAAUGCUAAUCACCUUGCAAAGAGUGCAGCUUUUAGUCAGAGUCUAAAUGUAUGUCUUGUCCUUUUGGAUAUGUUCUAAGCAAUUAUGACUGCACUCCUGUUGAAUGCACUAAAGGAUAGUACUUUGAUAUGGAAAUAGGUAACUGCAAAGCUUGUCCUGCUCCAUGCACAACUUGCGAUGAUAACUAGAAAUGCACCUAUUGUGUUUCAGGUUACAAAUAUGUUGAUGAUGGUUCAAAGCAGUGCCUCUUAAAUACAGACCCUUGUCCUGGUAAUACUUACAUUGAUCCAGAUGGAUUCCCUAUUUGUAGAAAAUGUGGGGAUGGCUGCUAUAAUUGCACAGAUUCCACUACUUGCUUAAACUGUUAUUCUGGGUUCUUUUUAACUAACGGUAAAUGUGAGUUUUAAAAAUGCCCUCCAGGUACUUAUAAUGAUACGACAGCAAUAUCAUGUAAAAACUGCAGUUCCGGUUGUGAUAAUUGCUUUUCCUCUACAACAUGUAAUUAAUGUCAAGAGGGUUAUUACAACUAGAACGGCUAGUGUAAAACAUCCUGUCCUGUUGGGCACUUUAAGAAUGGUAUUUCUAAUGCCUGCUAAAAGUGCCAAGCAGACUGUCUCACAUGUUAAGAUAAUAAUUAUACUUGUACAAGUUGUGCAACUGGAUCUUAUCUUUAUCAGAAUAGGUGCAUUAAGAGUUGCCCAUUAAUUGGAUAUUUUUAUAAUACUGUUAGCAAAGAAUGCACAGCAUGUGACCCUAAGUGUGAGAUGUGUAUUGCAAGUGCUACAGAUUGUGUUUCUUGUAAAACUGGAUAUCUAUAAUUGGAUAGAAAAUGCCAAGCAAAUUGUGACGACAAAUAUUAUGCAACUACGACUAAAUGCUAUCCUUGUGAUAUAUCUUGCUCAUAAUGCUAAGGAUCAACUAAUACAUAGUGUCAAGCAUGCAAUAAUGGAUAUUAUUUAAUGGGAAGUAGUUGCAUUAGUAGUUGCCCUCUUCCCUACUUUGGUGAUCCUUCUACAAGAUAGUGUUCAGAUUGUCGAUAUUACUGUGAUAGAUGUACUGGUUUUUCUAACUGUAACUAAUGCAAAUACGGUUACAUCCCUACUGCGAACGGUCUAGAUUGUAAUGGCGAGUAUUUUUUGAAGACUUCCUAGACAUAAAGAUUAGAAUUACCUAUUAAUCCCAGCAAAAUAUCAGCUACUAUCCCAUUAAUACAAGCAACUGUAGAAAUUUGGUUCAAAUCAGAUAAUAUACUUAGUAGUAAUACAGAAGUAAUAUUAGGUAUGACUCCAUAUAAGCUAAGAAAGAAAUAAGGAGUUAACUUAAUCCAAUUAAUAUAUCAAGGGCAGUUAUUCUAUUGUGAAAAUGUAAACGCUGAAAUGAAGAGUGAUUUAUGGUAUCAUUUUGCUUUCACUCUAAAUUAGGCUAAUAAAGCAUUAAAAUGUUAUUUUGAUGGAGAGUCCUACGAUAUUGGUACUACUCUACCAUCAUUAAUAGCCUCUGACAUAGUUAGACCUGAAGAACUAGUGUUAGGCGGAACUACUUCAGUUACAGGAUUUGAAAAAAAUUUUAAUGGAUUACUUAGAGAAUUCAGAUUUUGGAAUAUUACUAGAUCAGAUUUUGAUGUUAAACAUUUUAGAUACAUUGAUGUGGGAAGUUAUUCAAUAAAAAUGAUUGCAUAUUGGAAAUUAGAUGAAAAAAAUGAUGGCUCUGUUACUAAAUACAAGGAUUCAGCUAGUGGUUCACUAACUUUGGAUCCUUAGACUAUAUCACCUGCUCUUUCUGUUUAAACAAUGCAAUAAAUGAAAGAAGUAUAUUUAAAAACAUGUUCUGAAGGUUAUUAUCCUUAGUAUGAUGAAAAGAAAGGGUAUUUUCAAUGCAAGCUAUGUAAUAGCUAGUGUAAGAAUUGCAAGGGUCCUAAUGCUAAUGAUUGUACUGACUGUAAUUUACCUUAAAAGUUGAUUUAAGAUAGUCAUACCUGCGUGAUAUUAGAAAAAUGUCCGGAUGAAUUCUAUUAAGAUGAAUAGUCUGGACUUUGCUUUAAAUGCAAUUAGUUUUGCAAGAAUUGUAUUGCAAAUUCCAACAACUGCCCACAGUGUAAAGUCGGAUUUUUCAGAGAAUAUUAAGGGAUAGGAUGUGUUGAUAAGUGUCCAAAUGGGAUGUAUGGAAAUUAUUAGACUUAAGAAUGUUUGGUAAAUCCAAGAGUAGAUUAUCUUACUCCUCCAAAUUAAGAGAUCUUGGCUCAUGGUAGCAUAAUCGAACUCUAAGCUGAUUUCACAAUGCUAAAUGAUGAGAAUAUUAAAAUGUACAAUUACGGUUGGAAAGUUAUAAAAAAUAAUGGAUAGAUUGAUAUUUCUGUUGAUGCCGUGAAAUAGUAUUAUUAAACCAGCUUGAAAAAAGUUAGGCUUGAUAAUAACAUAAUUCGACCGAAUAAUUGGUAUACAAUUACAUUCUAUGUAUCUGGAAAUGAUAGUUUUGUUAAAGGAAUGUAUUCACACAUCACUCAUCAAAUCUAUAUAGGUAUGCCACCCAGAGGAGGCAAAUGCUAAAUUUCUCCUUUAAUUGGAAUUGCUUAAGUUACCUAGUUUUCUAUAAAGCAAAUGCAAUGGGUAGAUGAAGAACCGCUAUACAGAUAUGACUAUUUUUACUCAACGGAUGGAGGAUAAAUAUAUAUUCCAAUAGAAACUGAUGAUAUUGAUUUAUAGAGCAUCAACCAUACAUUUACCUCAACAUAUGACAAGUACACAGAAGUAAGAAUUAGAUGUCAGGUGACGAAUACAAAGGGCUUCUCAAAUAUGGCAAAUACUAUCAUUACCCUUGAAAGAAAGUCGAAUGCAAAUGCUUUUAAUGAUCUGAAAAGUAUAAAUCCAGAAAACUUAGAUACAGAACUCGAAUUCAUAUAGGCUGUGCACUAACUCAAGCUUAUCUCAAAGGAUCUUGGAGAUUUAGACGAUAUUGAUUAUAGAAAUUUCGAUCCAAAGCUUGAAAAGUCUUAAUGCAACUCAAAAUAAUGCUACAACAGGGGAAACUGUAUCUAUCUAUCAUUUUCAAAGCAAUACUACUGCAACUGCACUGCUCCAUAUAGUGGGUAAAACUGUUCAUUUGCAGACUAGGCAUAGCAGAAUAUGAUCAAAACUCUGGUUGAAGAAAUCUCUAUAUCCUAUAGUAAUCUUCCAAGCAAAGGCUAUGAGUUGGAAUUCUUGAAGCUUUGCUCAUUUUACACUGAUCAAAUAAAUGAAGCCUCAUUUGGGGUUCUCCUCUCUAUUUUGAAUUACAAAAUCAUAAAUCAGCGAGAAGAGGGCACUCUAAAUGAUGAUGCUAUUGUAACUAAUCUCAAUAUUCUUUCCAAUUUAAUAGAAUACUUAAGACAGCAAUAAGUGAUGUAUAAUGUGACUAAGUCAACUGCAGUUAAAAAUAUCUAGUUAUUUGAACUACUCUAAUAAUCAUUAGAAACAUUUGAAAUUCUUCGGCAAUAAAGUUUAAAUCAAAUCAAUAAUCUGACUCCAGAAAAGCAAUUCAUUUCAAGAAUGUUAUCUUACAAACAGAUAAUGAUAAACUAAGAAUCAUUGAUCAAUAUUUAAGCUUCAAACAGCACAAAGAAAAACUAAAAGACUUGGAUAAAAAUCUCUCCAAUAAACUUCUAAGGCAUGACAGUUAAUGUACCUUUGGAGUAAAACUUUAUCGUAGAAACGAUUGAGUAUGCUUUCAAUCCAUAUCAGAUAAUUAACACUUAAAACGUAGCUGGAAACAUUUUUGACAUUAAAUUCUACAAUGCUUCUAGUGGGAGUCAAGCAUUUAUUAAUAAUCUCACUAAUGGAUUUCAAUUGAGUUUUCCGAUCUUAGAUAAUUAUAAUCUAUCUGAAUUUAUGAAUUAGUAUAAUGAUCUUAGCCCCUAUAAAGCAAUAUAAAACUUACAAAGAACUAAAAUGCUAGCAGCAAGCAAUUUAAGCUGUAUUUAUUGGGAUAAUUUAAUUAGCAAAUGGUCUAAAAACGGAUGUGUGCUUUUGGGGAAUGACAAAACACAUAUCUAAUGCUCUUGUAAUCACCUAACAUCAUUUUCAAUUCAAUUUAAGACGCCUAAUGUCGCUUCUACAUAAAUAGAAUAAAAAUCUGAAAAAUAUUAACCAUCUUAGUUUACUGAAGGUGGGGAAAUAAGUCUUACUGACCUCAGGGUCCCUUUAAAAUACUACAUGAAAAAUCUUUAAGAGCUCUUGCAACAUAAGCAGCCAGAUCCUCUGGAGUUCUUCCUAAAGCCGGGAAUUUAUGUGAUAGUGAUUUUCUGGUUCAUGUAUAUUACUGGAGUUGUUUAUUACUCAGGAAGAGACUAAAAGCGAAGAUAUAAAAUGACAAAGUCAUAGAAUAGAGAUGACCUUGCAGAGAUCACGAACCCUAAUGAUCAAAAUCUUAUGGAUAUCAUUAAAGAGUUGAUAGUAAAAGAUUAUACCAAAAAGAAAGAAAAAAUUGAUUUGAAGACCUUAGAGAGCCCACCGAAGAUUAAAAAUAAAUAAGGGUCAAGUAUGAGUUUAUUAAAUGUAAAUAGAAGUGGAUCAAAGAAUAAACCAUAUGAGAUAGUUUUGGAGGAAUUAGAAAUUUCAGAUACUAAUGAAUAGCGGAACUCACUAUCUGUAUCACCUUAAGAACCAUAAGACUCUAAAACCAAGAUAUUUGAAUUUAAAAUGUAUGAAGACUUGUCCCCAUCAUCUAAGAAGUAAUAUAAAAAGAGAGCUUAGAAAAAGAUUUUAGGCAGAGUGGGAAGCGUAAGCGAAAGAGCUAGAAGGUUCUUUAAGAAAAUAUUAAAGAACUUUGAUGAACCGGCCGAGAGGAAGAACUAGUUUUUCUACGAAUCAUUAAAGAGCACUUUAUGGAUGGGACUUAUGUCUACCACAAGUAAAGUAGCUCCGAGACAUGUAAGACUUACACUAUUGUACCUAUAUGUUUCGCUGCAUUUGAUAAUUAGUAGCUGUAUCUAUAUAUUUGGAUAUAGCGAUCAAAUUUAAGAACUAGUUAAGGAGGAAAUGAUAAGCUAUGCUUUUGGAGCUAUUUUUACUCUGGUUAUUCCUUGGAUUAUUUGUGUUCCUGUUGCACUGAUUUUUAGAAUGCCUCUGUCAGUGAGAAGAUAGUUAGAAGGUGUUAAGACAAGGAAAAUCAAUAUGGCCUUCAUAGAAUUAGAUCAGUAGAUGAGUGCUCGCUAUGCUAUUGGAUACUUUAUUUGCUACACAAUUUAUAUUCUGAUGACGCUGAUAGUAAUUUUUUUCAACUACGUUUAUCCUUCAGAUUACUGCUUGAAGUGGUUUUAUUAACUUAUUGUGAUAUAUUUCUUGGACUUGAUUAUUUUUACUUUCGGAUAUGCUGGCUUCUAGCUUAUUAAUGCUAUUAUAGCUAUGAAACUUAAGUUUUACUAUAGAGUAUGGGCUUUUUUCGAGAUUAUUAGAUACUAUAAAAAUCUUAGAGGCUGA